UGACCAAACCCCCUAAACCAGCAAAACUCCUCCGCCAUGGAUUUCCUCCUACUCGAGAAAGUCCUCAUCUCCCUCUUCUUCACCAUAAUCCUCGCCAUCUCAGUCGCCAAACUACGCGGCAAACGCUACAAGCUGCCCCCUGGCCCCCUCCCAAUCCCCAUCUUCGGCAACUGGCUCCAAGUCGGCGAUGACUUGAACCACCGCAACCUCACCGACUUAGCCAAAAAGUUCGGCGACAUCUUCCUUCUCCGCAUGGGACAACGCAACCUCGUCGUCGUCUCUUCCCCGGAGCUGGCCAAAGAAGUCCUGCACACCCAGGGCGUCGAGUUCGGUUCCCGGACGAGGAACGUGGUGUUCGACAUCUUCACCGGGAAAGGACAGGACAUGGUAUUCACGGUGUACGGCGAGCACUGGCGCAAGAUGAGGAGGAUCAUGACGGUCCCUUUCUUCACCAACAAGGUCGUCCAGCAGUACAGACACGGAUGGGAGGCGGAGGUGGCCAGUGUGGUGGAGGAUGUGAGAAAGAACCCGGAGGCGGCGACCAAUGGGAUUGUUUUGAGGAAGAGAUUGCAGCUUAUGAUGUACAAUAACAUGUACAGGAUCAUGUUCGAUAGGCGAUUCGAGAGUGAGGAUGAUCCUUUGUUUGUUAAGCUCAAGGCCUUGAAUGGAGAGAGGAGUCGAUUGGCUCAGAGUUUUGAGUACAACUAUGGUGAUUUUAUCCCCAUUUUGAGGCCUUUUCUGAGAGGCUAUUUGAAGCUAUGCAAGGAAGUCAAGGAGAUGAGAUUGCAGCUUUUCAAGGACUAUUUUCUCGAGGAAAGGAAGAAGCUUGCAAGCACAAAGAGAAGUGACAACAAUGCUCUAAAAUGUGCCAUAGAUCACAUUCUUGAUGCUCAGCAGAAGGGAGAGAUUAAUGAAGAUAAUGUUCUUUACAUUGUUGAGAACAUCAACGUUGCCGCCAUUGAAACAACCUUAUGGUCAAUCGAAUGGGGCAUUGCCGAGCUCGUGAACCAUCCCGACAUCCAGCAGAAACUCCGUGGCGAGAUCGACACUGUACUAGGACCCGGUGUGCAGGUUUCCGAACCAGACCUCCACAAGCUCCCAUAUCUACAGGCUGUGAUCAAGGAGACUCUCAGGCUCCGAAUGGCCAUCCCCCUAUUAGUCCCGCACAUGAACCUCCAUGACGCGAGGCUCGGAGGCUACGAAAUCCCGGCGGAGAGCAAGAUCCUUGUGAAUGCAUGGUGGUUAGCCAACAACCCAGCACACUGGAAGAACCCGGAAGAGUUCCGGCCAGAGAGAUUCUUCGAGGAGGAAUCGAAAGUGGAAGCAAAUGGGAAUGACUUCAGGUAUCUACCGUUCGGCGUUGGAAGGAGGAGCUGUCCGGGGAUCAUUCUUGCACUGCCCAUCCUGGGGAUCACGUUGGGACGUUUGGUGCAGAACUUUGAGCUGAUGCCGCCGAAGGGACAGUCGAAGCUCGAUACAUCGGAGAAAGGGGGACAGUUCAGCUUGCAUAUUUUGAAGCACUCAACCAUUGUUGCAAAGCCUCGGCUGUUUUGAUUAACGAGUAUUUGUUGGAAAAUCUGGAUUUGAUGAUCUUUGCAUAUUGCUUGUUGGGGGUAUAAAUGUGUAAGAUGGAUGCAUGCUUGCAUUGUUUGAUAUAAAAUCAAUGUGCCAAUAAUGCUUUUA
Hibiscus syriacus is the source of this 1683-nucleotide messenger RNA. Its product is annotated as trans-cinnamate 4-monooxygenase C4H2-like. Bases 37 to 1554 code for a protein of 505 amino acids. The record is from RefSeq and is a predicted model, not a curated record. Gene Ontology annotation, biological process: lignin metabolic process. Gene Ontology annotation, molecular function: trans-cinnamate 4-monooxygenase activity; heme binding; iron ion binding. Lineage: Eukaryota; Viridiplantae; Streptophyta; Magnoliopsida; Malvales; Malvaceae. The transcript is spliced from 3 exons.